Fomitopsis serialis is the source of this 2440-nucleotide messenger RNA. RefSeq lists its product as uncharacterized. Gene Ontology annotation, molecular function: RNA binding. The transcript is spliced from 12 exons. Gene Ontology annotation, biological process: mRNA splicing, via spliceosome. Gene Ontology annotation, cellular component: nucleus. The record is from RefSeq and is a predicted model, not a curated record. Lineage: Eukaryota; Fungi; Basidiomycota; Agaricomycetes; Polyporales; Fomitopsidaceae. The coding region runs from base 83 to 2311 and encodes 742 amino acids.
CCGCCCCUCUGCUUCUGACCACCACUGCGACCCUCUCGGUCGCACCUACUUUUUGCUUUCUUGAACACAAUUCGACUGCGAUAUGUCCUAUAAUCGCGAAUGGGACAAAGGGAAACAGCCAAGUGCUGACGGGCCAUGGCAGUAUCAUGGCUCACAUGGCGGUAUGCAUCCGAGAGACGACGAGUAUUUCGGUGACGGCAAGCGCAGGAAAUUCAACAACGGAGGCUACGAUGCCUCCCAAGGUUAUGACCAAGGCUACGAUGAUGGCGCACACGACCUUGGCCACGGCCAAGGCUACGUCCAGGACUAUGCUGCCGAAGACCGCUUCCAGAGAGGAGGCGGCGGCGGCGGCGGCGGCGGAGGCUACAGCAAGAAGAGGCUCGUACCCAGUGAACCGAGCCCCCAUGUCAUCUUUCUUGGACUUGAUCCAGACUUUACCGAAGCCGAUCUUCAAGCAUACCUCAGCAGCAACAGUUGUAGCGUCGAAACGGUGACCAUCAUACGAGACAGAACAACAGGUCUCUCAAAGGGUUUCGGCUUCGCCCAGUUCACAAGCAUCGCACAUGCACGCGCGUUUGUCGAUCCACUGUUCCCAUUCAUCCAGGUGCCCCCGCCUGCGUCUCAUGGCGCGUCUGCUGCGAAAGCAUUCUAUACCGCACUUGAAGCCGGUGUGCCUGCUCCCCCGGGUGGCAGACGGGUCAAGAUCGAUUAUUCGCAGAGUGCUAGUCCCAAUGAACGACGUGGAAGGGGCCCCAUGCAGUCGAACGAGGGUAUGCGGGAUAUAGGGAACACACAGGCUCCUGUUCUGCUGUUUCGUGGUCUAGACCCGCUUUCGGGACCGCAAGCCAUAGCCCAGGCCAUGAAGAAUGCGGCGGGCCCCGGAAAGGACGGCGCAAAGGGUAUGCGGCGUAUCAUCCUCAUCAAGGAUAAGGUUACCAUGGCUAGCUGGGGUUUUGCCUUCGUGGAGUUCGUCGACGUCCAGUCUGCGUCAACCGUCCUAGGGCUGACGAUGUCGCCGCAAAUCCAUCCAAAUGGCUUCCGCAUCUCUGACCGCCCGGUGGCUGCCUCCUUUGCCCAUCCUGAGUCGUUUCAGCCGAUUUCAGACUACGCGUUGAAAGAUGAGUCGUGUAUGAUGUCUUCGUUAGCUCUGGGAGGCGUGGAAGAACAAUGGGUGCGGUAUUGGGACGAAGGUUCGAUGGCCGCAGUGCUGGAAUUCGAGGUAGCGGAGCCGAUCCAACCGUCUACUACCGCGCCAGCCAAAGAUAAGAAGGAGAAGAAACGAGCAAAGGGUGACGGCCAGGCACAUUUAGAUCGUCCUGCAGCAGCAUCCACGCUCCCUGUUUCGGACAAGCCAGUCACGUUGAGCCUGAAGGGAGGCUUGACAAACAAAGCUGGCGGUCCGAGUGCACUCAGCCUGGCACCCGCAAAGAAGGCCCCCGUCUCGUUGGCGUUCUCGGCCCAUGAGGAUGGUGCGCCUGGCGAUGGAGAUGACUCCGACGAAGAGCAGCAGAAGGCCGCUUCGGAUGACCCCAAGGUGUUUGCCGCAAAGAAGGUGGCUCCUCUGAUUGCGAGCAAGAAGGUUGCGAACAAUAUUACCAAGUGGAACCAAGUCCAGGAAGUCCUACAUGACGCUGCGCCCCCAGCUGCGCCCGAGCAGGGUCCGUCCGCCACUGCAUCCGCAAGCACAUCGGUAGUGAAGCCGGUGGCCAAGGCAGCAACACCAGUGCCCGUGGAAGCUGAUUACGAGUUCUCCGACACCACGAAGAUGACAUGCUUGCUAUGUGCUCGACAGUUCAAGACCCUUGAACAACUCAAGCGGCAUAAUAACGAAUCUGAUCUCCACAAAAAAAAUUUCAAAGACGCGAGUCUUCGGGACAUUGCACGCGAGAAGGUGGCAGCAAUUCGUAGCAACACCGAACAACCGAAGUAUCGCGAUCGAGCUUCAGAGCGUCGCGUUAUGCACAACCAGCCAGACGUCCCGUUGCCCGGUGAGGUAACGAACAAGGCGGUGGGCAAGAGGAAGCACGCGGAAGGUCCUCCCAAGCCCCCUACACCUCCACCCGCGCCUGUUGAACCGGCCAAAGAUCAGAACAAUGUUGGCAACAAAUUGUUGAAGAUGAUGGGUUGGAAGGAAGGAACUGGCUUGGGGACGGACGGCGAGGGCAGAGUGGAUCCUAUCCAAACCGCGAUCUAUGCACAGGGUGUCGGUCUGGGUGCGAGCAAGGGCAAGGAGGUCGGCAAGUACGACAGCGGCUACGCUGGCUAUGUACACAUGGCCCAGGACGCGGCCCGCGAACGCUACGGGAGUUGAUUCAGAAUGCUGUAUUUACGGAUUGUCAUAGAACACUGCAGAAUAGUACUAUUGAUAUGUUGUAUGUCGCGCGCGAAGUGGGCUAUCUAAUCUCGUGAUCGCGACGGGAUGGUGUCGCCACAGUUACCC